AUGUCAGCAAGAGGUGGCCGUGGAAACUUUCGUGGUGGUCGAGGCAGCUCACGUGGUAAAGUUGGUCUAUCUUCUGGUGGAAGACCUUCAUUUUCAGGCCCUCCUUCUUCAAUAACUGAACUAGGAGAAGUGUUACAUUCAAGUGAACACGAGUUAGUAUGUAAAAGUUUUCUUAAAGACCAAGUACCAUAUUUUAAUGGAAGGAUAUUUUUGGAAAAUAAAGAAGAAAUAGGAAAGGUUGAUGAAAUUCUUGGUCCUAUUAACACUUAUUUUUUUUCCAUUAAAAUGAACAGUGGAGUUAAAGCAGAGUCUUUUAACACAGGUACCAAGAUUUUUAUUGACCCUCAACAAUUAUUACCAAUGUCAAGAUUUUUGCCAAAACAGUCUAGUCCAAAAACUACAAAGAAAAUUGGGGAGACAUCGAUAAAUAAAAAAAGAGGAGGUUUUAAUGGCUCUCCAGGACGUGGUGGUCAGAGUAGAGGUGUAAGGGGAGGCAAAGGAUUCUCUAGGGGUGCGUCUCCUAGAGGUUUUAGAGGAAGAGGAGCUAGCUCUUAG
Messenger RNA from Cryptosporidium ubiquitum, 555 nucleotides. Its product is annotated as small nucleolar RNP protein. The record is from RefSeq and is a predicted model, not a curated record. Gene Ontology annotation, molecular function: box H/ACA snoRNA binding. Gene Ontology annotation, cellular component: box H/ACA snoRNP complex. Bases 1 to 555 code for a protein of 184 amino acids. Gene Ontology annotation, biological process: snoRNA guided rRNA pseudouridine synthesis; ribosome biogenesis. The transcript has a single exon. NCBI's taxonomy places the organism in Eukaryota, Apicomplexa, Conoidasida, Eucoccidiorida, Cryptosporidiidae.